Molecule: messenger RNA, 1004 nt
Organism: Nelumbo nucifera (sacred lotus)
Lineage: Eukaryota; Viridiplantae; Streptophyta; Magnoliopsida; Proteales; Nelumbonaceae
Source: RefSeq, a predicted model, not a curated record
UUAUAGUUACGUGCACACUUCAGAGACCAACACAAUUCACAACACAUACAUACAGUAGAUCUCGUUCUCUUUCCUUCCAUCUCUCUCUCUCUUGGUUUCCUUCUUUCUUUCCUCUCCAAUCUCCUCUCUCGGUUUCCUUUGCACCUGAAAAGUACGUACUCUGCAACGAUGGCGGAUUCAUCUGCUUCUUAUAUUCACAUGGUGCAACAUCUGAUAGAGAAGUGUCUCCUGUUCUACAUGACCAAAGAAGAGUGCAUAGAAGCCCUCUCUAAACAUGCAAAUAUUAAACCUGUAAUUACUUCUACUGUGUGGAAAGAAUUGGAAAAAGAGAACAAAGAGUUCUUCGAAGCAUACGCGAGGAGCAGAGCGCAUCGGGUUGCCGAGGCGGAAACAAAGCAAAUGAUCCAUAGGAUGCUCUCCAAUUCCGACGACUAAGCUAUUACUAUUCCACCAAUUAGUAGUAUGAAAGAGAAGACGACGAGAUCUUUUCUUCUUCUUGACCCUUUUACAUGGUAGUGGGAAAGGAGCAUAGACGAACAUAGUAAUUAAUGCUGACCGACAGAGGAGGACGACGACUUUUGAAUGGAUCGCCGGCUCGUUUCAUAAACUACCCUGACUGACUCCACCAUCACCGUUCAUCAUCAAGUAAUAAUGCAACAAAGCGAAAAGAAAGGAGGCAAGGACCAAGGAGAAGGGCAAAUAUAUUUUCGCCGGGGAGGGAGGGAGGGGAAGGGAAGUCGUUAUCCUAUUCCUAUCAUACUUUCUAUACCUUUAAGAUUUCAAGUUCGUGUCGUAUGUGCCAGCAGUGUUGGUCAGGGAGGUCGGAUGUCUUAACACGUUUCGCAUGUGGCAGCGCCGGGGUCUCUCGGUGUGAAAUAGUCUUUUUCUUUUCUCUUUAUUUUUCCACUGUAAAUAAGUAAUAUAAAUAAAAUGAAAUGAAACGAAGCAGGAGAGAUUGCAUGCAGCUUUCAAGCGGCGUCUUUAUCUCCCCCUUUUCCUCUCAA